AUGUGCAACAGGGUGGAAGUGGAGGUCCCUUCGAGCAACAGCAGCACCAUCUUUGCGUUUGACGCGAAGGUCAAUCGACACCUAUUUACAUACGAUCGAAAUGGACGAGUUUACGAUGAGGCAAAUAGCCAUCACGUACUAUCCUUCUGGAGCAGUUCCGUGCGAGAAGAUGGAUCAUGGGAUGCGGUGCUCUUGGUCGACCCAGGACCUGGAACCCAUGUCAGAUGCUUGAAGACUGGAGAACUACAUCCGCUGCGAACGAGACUGGCUAACGAUGCAUCAAUGCCGAAACGCUUCCUUUACCCGGAGAUCGAAUCACUCCUAGAGUUGCCAGAGAACUGUUCGCAAUGGGCGACGGCACACGGUUCCAUAGGAUACCAUUGUAUGUUUGACGACACGUUGCGAGCAUUUCGAAAAGCCAAUUUGACAACGAUUGCAACCGAUGAUCCGUUGAGUGUUGUAGAGUUACCACGCAAGAUAGUCAUAUCGGCGUUGAUAGCAUAUCUUCGGCGCCGCUAUCUGAACCUCAUCAACAUUCAGAACGACAAUGCUAUCCCGCAGAUCAUGCGUCAAAACUACCUUGCCAGCUUCUCCAAGAACAGCUACUCGAACUGGAGCAGCGAAUUCUUUGACUUUAUUGUCGGCUCACAGGCGGCUAUGAAGGUCUUCGCACGCGAAAUAGACGACAACGCUGCAGCUCUUGGGCUUGAGAACACAAAAUCUGCAGCGCCACAGUGGGAAAAGGAUGGCUGGCAGGCAAUCAAAGAGUUGACUGGUGUCGUUGCGGAGACAGUCGAUGCAUUCGCACAUGGCUAUCUACAAUACGUCACCAUCCAAGAAGCGCGAGCGUCGAGUUCGAACGCGCAAAGUCUGUCCCGCAUCACAGUACUGACUAUGCUUUUUAUUCCUUUGUCCACUGUAGCAAGCAUAUUUUCUAUGGGUGGAGAGUUCCUGCCGGGUCAGGCGAAAGCUUGGAUGUUUUGGGUAGCUGCACUCCCUUUACUGGCAGUAAUUGCCUAUCUUUACUGGCGUCAGAUGGUUACCGAAGUCCUGCAGAAAAAGAAACAAAAUCUCUUGCCUCUUCACAAAGAGCAGGACUGUAAGAAGUUAUAA
This is a messenger RNA of Alternaria atra, 1113 nucleotides long. RefSeq lists its product as uncharacterized. Gene Ontology annotation, molecular function: metal ion transmembrane transporter activity. The record is from RefSeq and is a predicted model, not a curated record. The transcript has a single exon. The coding region runs from base 1 to 1113 and encodes 370 amino acids. Lineage: Eukaryota; Fungi; Ascomycota; Dothideomycetes; Pleosporales; Pleosporaceae. Gene Ontology annotation, biological process: metal ion transport; transmembrane transport. Gene Ontology annotation, cellular component: membrane.